GCAGAUGGUGCCCUUCUGGACACUGGCAAGCCUCAAAGGCACUAUGGAAUUACCUCCCCGAUUAGUUUGGCUCCUCCUAAGGAUAUAGAUUGCAUUCAUACUCAGAAGCUGAUUGAAGCAAUGAAGCCAUUUGGUGUGUUUGAGGAUGAGGAAGAACUGAAUCACAGGAUGGUUGUUCUUGGUAAGCUGAAUAACUUGGUCAAAGAAUGGAUUUCAGAACUUGGUCAGAGCAAGAAUCUUCCCCCUUCAGCAACAGCAAAUGUUGGUGGCAAAAUAUUUACAUUUGGUUCUUACCGCCUUGGAGUACACACUAAAGGUGCUGACAUAGAUGCAGUUUGUGUUGCUCCUAGACAUGUGGAAAGGUCGGAUUUUUUUCAGUCAUUCUUUGAAAAACUGAAACAUCAGGAGGAAAUAAAAAAUCUGAGAGCAGUUGAAGAUGCAUAUGUACCAGUUGUCAAAUUUGAGUUUGAUGGAAUUGAGAUUGAUCUUGUCUUUGCAAGACUGUCUAUGCCAACUAUUUCUGACAAUCUUGAUCUCGGAGAUGACUCGCGUCUGAAAAGCCUGGAUAUAAGAUGUAUCCGUAGCUUGAACGGCUGCAGGGUUACUGAUCAAAUACUGCGUCUGGUGCCAAACCUAGAGAACUUCCGUCUCGCUCUCCGUGCAAUUAAACUGUGGGCAAAACGCCGUGGCAUUUAUUCAAACAUGCUGGGAUUUCUUGGUGGAGUUUCCUGGGCGAUGCUAGUAGCAAGGACAUGUCAGCUCUAUCCAAAUGCUUUGGCUUCUACUCUGGUUAACAAGUUCUUCUUGGUUUUUUCAAAAUGGGAAUGGCCAAAUCCUGUAUUGCUGAAACAACCUGAAGAGAGCAACCUUAAUUUACCAGUAUGGGAUCCAAGGGUGAACCCGUCAGACCGGUAUCAUGUCAUGCCUAUCAUCACUCCAGCCUAUCCACAGCAGAACUCCACAUACAAUGUGUCUCCGUCAACACGGGCCAUAAUGGUAGAGGAAUUCAAACGUGGUCUUGCAGUUACAAAUGAGAUUCUCCAAGGGAAAUCGGACUGGUCAAAACUCUUUGAACCCCUGAACUUCUUUCAGAAAUACAAACAUUACAUUGUACUGACUGCUAGUGCUUCUACAGAGGACCAUCACUUAGAAUGGAUUGGCCUUGUCGAAUCUAAAAUUCGUGUCCUGGUUGGAAACUUGGAGAGGAAUGAAUUUAUAAAUAUGGUACAUGUGAAGCCACAAUCUUUUCCUGGCAACCAAGAACUCUGUAGACAGGGUGAACAUGUAUCAAUGUGGUUUCUUGGAAUCGAAUUUAAGAAAGUGGAAAAUGCGGAAAGUAUUAACGUUGAUUUAACUCAUGUUGUACAGUCAUUCACAAGUACAGUUUACCGGCAGGCUAGCAACCUCAACGUGCUAAAGGAAGGAAUGAAGAUUGAGGCAGCUCAUGUGAAGAGAAAGCAUCUCCACUAUUUUUUGCCAGCUGAAACCAUUCAGAAAAAGAAGAAGCAAAGUAUGCCAGAUGUUAGUAAAAAUGCCUGUGAGCUUCAGUGCAAAAGGACUUCUUCAGAUGGAAACUGUUCGGGCAAUUCCAGAGACAAGGACUUCAGAACUCCAUAUAAUUCCUCUGUAUUAGAUAAGAUAACUAAAAUGGACACAUCUACAACAGAGAUGAAAAGAACUGCUGUAUAUCAGAGAUCCAAUACCACUAACAACAGAGAGAAGAUACCUCUUGGAGCUGUGCCAUCAGCAUCCACGACAUUCUCUAUGCCUGUUGCUGAUUCAAAACAUAACACAGUUUUUAAAGUAGGACCACAUUUUGGCCAAGGGCAGCAUGAAUUAACUGGGAGUCCAGUUACAGACCCAAAGAAUACUGCCUCUAAACGACCUUAUUCACCCACCUCAACAGGAGAUGAACGCCCCAAAAAAAUUACGGAUGGAGAAAAGCGAACUGGACAGGACUCAGCAUUCAAAGAUUGUGGCAACCCAGAAGAUGUCAUGAGAGCUACAGGAAAUGACAUGUUUGGAGGAAAAGCCAUGCUUGCUCCAGUCAUCCAGACAACAAGAUCACAGAGGCUUUCCAGUAAAGAACUACCAGAUUCUUCAUCUCCUGUUCCAACAAAUAGUAUUCGUAUUAUUAAAAGAUCCAUCAAACUUACCCUUAAUGG
Messenger RNA from Nestor notabilis (Kea), 2165 nucleotides. It is a transcript of the gene PAPOLG, whose product is annotated as poly(A) polymerase gamma. The transcript has 22 exons. The record is from RefSeq and is a predicted model, not a curated record. Lineage: Eukaryota; Metazoa; Chordata; Aves; Psittaciformes; Psittacidae. Gene Ontology annotation, cellular component: nucleus. Gene Ontology annotation, molecular function: poly(A) RNA polymerase activity; RNA binding. The annotation marks the transcript as partial.